ACGCCGGCCUCGGCUGCGUCCCCUCGCAGGCAGCGAUGUCGGAGAGCGCGGCCGAGGCGCAGGGAGACGAGAGCCCCGCGGCACGCAGCGAGACGGGCACCAGCCAUGAGCUCCUGCAGCGGCUGCGGGAGCUGGAGGCGGAGAACUCGGCCUUGGCCCAGGCCAACGAGAACCAGCGGGAGACCUACGAGCGCUGCCUGGAUGAGGUCGCCAACCACGUGGUACAGGCACUGCUCAACCAGAAGGACCUGCGUGAGGAGUGCAUCAAGCUGAAGAAGCGCGUCUUCGACCUGGAGCGCCAGAACCAGGCGCUGAGCGACCUCUUCCAGCAGAAGCUGCAGCUCUCGGCCGGAUCCCUGCCCCAGCUGCCGCUGCACCCGGUGCCGGUGUCCCUGGAUGCUCCGGGCAGCCCCCAGCUGGGCUCCACCGAGCAGCCCCCCGCCUUGCUGCCCCCGGGCUGCUGUGCCCCCCCAGGUGACAGUGCCCUGUCCCCGCAGGCCACCCCGGUGGGACCCUCGGGCAGCCCCGUGCUCAGCCCUGGCGCCCCCUCCCUGGACGCCCUCUCCCCCUUCUUCAAGAAGAAAGCGCAGAUCCUGGAGGUGUUGCGCAAGCUGGAGGAGACGGACCCGCUGCUGGGACCCCCCUCGGGUCCCCCCCACGCCCAGGGGCCCCCCGACUCCCCCUGCUCCCCCGAACCCCGGGCUGGGGCCGACGCACCGGGCUGGGCCCCCUGCCCGCUGCGGGGCCUGGGGGCGGCUGCGGGGUGGCGGGGGGCCGAGGGCAGCCCCUGUUCGUCGCCAGAGGAGGCCGCCCCGCCGCGGGGGGCUCUGCUCAGCGCCUUGGCCGAGCGGCUGCUGCGGGGGGACGGGGGGUGCUGCCGCCUCAACGGCGAGGCUCCGGGCCCCCCCCGGCAGCGUGGCGGCGGCGGCCCCGAGCACCCCGCUUUCCUGGGGCUGUACGCCCCGUGUGAGGAGAGCCCCGAGGGCGGCUUCGCCCCGCUUUCCCCCCGCCUGGGGCUGCCUUCACCCGGGGGGGGGGCGCCCCCCUUGACCUCCCCUUCCAAGGUGCUCAAGGCGCUGAAGCUGCCGGGCCCCCCCGGGGCGCUGCGCCUCAGCCCCCAGCUCGCCCGCGCCUCCAAGAUCCCCUGCCGCAGCAGCAACCCCGAGGCCUCGCCGGUGCUCAGCCGCCGCGCAUCCCCCGACGCCCCCCCCGAGCCGGGCUCCCCCGAGCCCCCGGGUUUCCCCCUGCCUCACGCUUACGAGGCAGCCGAGCAGCCCCUGGGGCCACUGCCGGCGGGACCCCCCGCCGGCUCGGCCCCCUCCCGCCGCCCUGGCAAGAAGCCCCCCGAGCCGGGCUACCUGCCCUUCAAGGAGCGCCUGGCUGCCCUGGGCAAGCUGCGGGGCGCUGACAGCCGACCCCGCCGCGCGCCCCCCCCGCCGCCUCCCGCCAAGGCUGCCCGCAGCCCCCACGGCAGCCCCACCAAGCUGCCCACCAAGGCGGCCGGCAAAACCGGGGGGCCCCGGGGCGAGGAGCCCAAGGCGGCUCCGGCGGCGGCGGCGGCAGCGGGGGCCGCCAAGGCAGCCGGGGGUCCCCGCAAGGCACCGCCUGGCCCCGAAGCCCUCGGCGCGGGGUCCGCGGCGGGCGCUGCCGGGCAUUCGGCCAUCGAGGAGAAGGUGAUGAAGGGCAUCGAGGAGAACGUGCUGCGGCUGCAGGGCCAGGAGCGGGCGCCGGCGGCGGAGGUCAAGGUCAAGCCGGCCGGAGGCUUGGCCAGCUGGUUCGGGCUGCGGCGCAGCAAGCUGCCGGCGCUCAGCCGCCGCGCCGAGGGCGCCCGGGGCCGGGAAUGGUCCGGGGCACCGGCACCCCUGCGGCGCGAGGUGAAGCUGGCCGCCCGCAAACUGGAGGCCGAGAGCCUCAACAUCUCCAAGCUGAUGGAGAAGGCGGAGGACCUGCGCAAGGCGCUGCAGGAGGAGCAGGCCUUCCUCCACGGGCUGGCGUUGGACAAGGGACGGCCCCGGGCCCGCGGUCCCGGUCCUGAGCGCAGCCCCGGGCAGCUCCAGGUGAUGUACCAGGAGGUGACGGCCGAGAACUUCAUGCAGCAGCUGCUCAACAGGGUGGACGGGAAGGACGUGUCCUACGAGAGCCGCCUGGAGCACAAGCGGGACCUGUGUGACUUCCAGCGGGUCUCCCCCGACGCCAAAGACCCCCGGCUCUGCCGGCCGCCCCGGAACGGGAUCGUGGGCCACCUGCGGGGCUGCCAGGAGCCCCCGGACAAGGUUGGGACCCCCCCGGGGCUGCGGGACGAGCUGCCGUCGGACGAGAGCUUGUCCGAAUCGGGGACGUCGCAGCACUUCGCAGCGUGCGGGUCGCUGACGCGGACACUGGACAGCGGCAUCGGGACCUUCCCGCCCCCGGAUUAUGGGGGGGCCCCCGCUAAAAGCGCCCCGAAGCCCCGCGGGCGCCCGGAGCCCCUGCCCGGCGCCGCGCCGGCGCGGCCGGCAGCCCUCACCAAAGUGCCGCGCAAGGCUCGCACGCUGGAGCGGGAGGUGCCCAGCGUGGAGGAGCUGCUGGUGCCCGGCAAGCACCGGAGCGUGGCCCCCUCCCGUGCCACCGCCCCCCCCAGCGCUCACAGCCACCGGGGCUGUCCCCAAGACGCCGAUGCCGAGAAGCCGCGGCGCGUCCAGCAGAGCAAGAACUGGACCUUCCCCAACGCCAAAGCCUGCGGAGCCACCGACCCCUUCCUCUGCCCCCCCGGGGGGCUGGAGGGGCUGCACCAGCCUGCGCUGGCACCCGUGUGCAGCCCCGCCGGGCACCGUGGGGCAUCCCCGGAGGCCCCCCCGCCGCUGCCCCCCGCUCUCAGCGCCUGCAGCAGCCGCACGCCCAGCGCCUCGGACGUGGGGGACGAGGGCAGCACCGAGGCUCGGUCGCGGGACGCCGGCUGCGGCCCCCCCGGGAUGGAGCACUCGGAGUCGCUCAGCGACUCGCUCUACGACAGCCUCUCCUCCUGCGGCAGCCAGGGCUGA
This is a messenger RNA of Cygnus atratus (black swan), 3020 nucleotides long. It is a transcript of the gene NCKAP5L, whose product is annotated as NCK associated protein 5 like. The coding region runs from base 36 to 3020 and encodes 994 amino acids. Lineage: Eukaryota; Metazoa; Chordata; Aves; Anseriformes; Anatidae. The transcript has 13 exons. The record is from RefSeq and is a predicted model, not a curated record. Gene Ontology annotation, cellular component: microtubule plus-end. Gene Ontology annotation, biological process: microtubule bundle formation; microtubule depolymerization.